CUUGCUGUAGACUCUCUGUGUAUCAGAGACAUUCUGCCUUUGUGUUUGUCAGUCAGAUACUCAAUCUCCCCGCUCAUUGGCCCAUAUCCUGCCCUCAAUUUGGGACUUUGCUCGGAAGAUUCGGAAUUUCCUACUUAAACUUCUCUUGCAGCAGCGCAGAUGGAUCGCGACCAAUUCAGGGCCGCUGCGCAUGCGGCGAUCGACGAAAUCAUCGACUACUUCGACGGUCUCCCCUCCCAGCGCGUUGUUCCGACCGUCGAACCAGGUUACCUUCGCCCCUUGAUUCCCGAGGAUCCUCCCGAAGAACCAGAGCAAUGGUCCCAAAUCCAGGCAGAUAUCGAGACGAAAAUCAAGCCCGGAUUGACUCACUGGCAAUCUCCCAACUUCAUGGCCUUCUUUCCGGCCGGUGUGACGUACCCUAGCAUCUUGGCAUGCACCGAAUUGGAGACGAUCGUAAUGGAUUGGAUGGCCAAGGCAUUGGGUCUUCCGGAAUGCUUCUUGAGCAGCUCGGAAAACAAGGGAGGUGGUGUCAUUCAAGUUACUGCUAGUGAUGCAAUCGCAACGGUGAUGAUCGCCGCUCGGGAGAGGAGGGUGCGCGAACAAGCGUUGGCCGAGGGUCUCAAGGACGGAACCGUCGAGUAUGAGGAUCGUGUGAUGGAGUUGAGACCGAGACUUGUGGCACUGGGUAGUAAUCAGGCACAUAGCAGCACCGCGAAAGGCGCACUGCUUGCAGGAACGAGGUAUCGCAGCGUCACUGCACGGCUGGAGGACAAUAUGGAAAUGACUGGUCCACGGGUACGAGAGGUACUUGAGCAGUGCGAUAAGGAUGGGCUCACCCCUUACUACAUCACGCUAGGUAUGGGUACGACCAACACUUGCGCGUUGGAUCGCUUUGCGGAGAUCAAGGCUGUGUUAAAGGAGAAGCCUCAUUGGCAGCGAAUCUGGGUACAUAUCGACGCUGCCUAUGCCGGUGCUGCGCUUGUUGCGGAUGAGUGGCAGUACAUCGCCAAGGACUUUGCGGAAGGUGUUGACAGUUUCGACAUGAAUAUGCACAAGUGGUUGCUUGUAAACUUUGACGCAAGCUGCCUAUAUGUACGAAACCGCUUUGACCUCACAGACGCGCUCGACAUCACUCCUGCUUACUUGCGCAACCCCUACUCCGAGACUGGCCGGGUCAUCGACUACCGCAACUGGUCCAUUUCUCUGGGUCGGCGCUUCCGCGCGCUGAAGAUUUGGUUUGUCAUGCGCAGCUAUGGCCUCAGCGGCAUGAAAGCCUUCAUUCGCAAGACCAUUGGACUCGGUAACAUCUUUGCCGACCUGGUGCGCAGCCGAUCGGAUCUAUUCGAGAUCAUCACCAAACCUGCAUUCUGUUUGACCGUCUUCCGGAUCAAGAGCCCUAAGCUUCGAUCAAAUCCCGAGUCCUCGGUGCCUCAGAUUGACGACGCUUCAAAUGCCAUAACUAAGGAGGUCUACGAGCUCGUCAAUUCCCGGGGUGAGAUUUUCAUCACCUCGUCUGUCAUUGCAGGUGUAUACGCCAUCAGGGUGGUAAGCGCCAACCCUGCAGCCGAGGAGAAGUACCUCCGACGCGCUCGAGUACUAGUGACAGGAGCCACUGGCUUCAUUGGUGCCCAUGUGGUGGACAGCCUGUUGGCUCGAGGUAUUGCCGGUGAGCAGAUGAUAGCUGCUCGGCCGGAACAUGCCUCCAAGCUUGAGUUGGUUCAAAUCGAGGAUUUUUCCAAACUGGGGGUGUUCGACCAUGUGAUGGAAGGGGUCGACGCGGUCAUUCACGUUGCCAGCCCAUUCACAUAUAACACCACAAACAACGAGCAGGAGCUCAUCCUCCCCGCCAUCAAUGGCGUCAAAUCAAUCCUCGCCGCUUCCGCCAAGCCGGGAAGCAGAGUCAAACGAGUGGUAUUGACGUCCUCGUUCGCCUCCGUCAUUGACAUAUCCAAGAAUCCAGGGCCGGACUUCACCUACACCGGCGCCCACUGGAACCCAAUCACUUACGGAGAAAGCGUCGACCCUGCCACCAGCGCCGUAAUAGCAUACCGAGGCUCCAAGAAGUUCGCCGAGCUCGAAGCCUGGAACUUCAUCGAAAGAGAGAAGCCUGCUUUCGACCUCGUCACCUUCUGUCCGCCAAUGGUAUUCGGGCCGAUCGUACAUCCCGUAGCUAGCAUUGCGCAGCUGAAUGAAUCCAACGCUGUUUUGUGGAGCGUCGCCGCCGGCGCUGAUCCGCUUCCUGCCGCGAGAGUCACUGCCUGGAUCGACGUGAGAGAUCUCGCGGAAGCGCACGUCCAGGCAUUAUUGACACCGGAAGCUGGCGGGAAGAGAUACGUCCCUGCGUCCGGGGAGCCGUUUUGCUACGAAUAUGCGGCGGAUAUCAUCAAGGAGAAGUUUGAUUGGGCGCGUGAAACAGUGACGACGAACUACGAGGUCGGGAAGAGGCCCGGGCCGACGUACAAGCUGGACGGGGAAGCAGUGACUAGAGAGCUGGGAGUGAAAUAUCGCAGCUUUGAGCAGACGGUCGAAGAGCUCGUCAGACAGGUCAAGGAGACAAUGGCAUAG
Messenger RNA from Aspergillus novofumigatus IBT 16806, 2565 nucleotides. Its product is annotated as putative aromatic-L-amino-acid decarboxylase. The transcript is spliced from 7 exons. Gene Ontology annotation, molecular function: pyridoxal phosphate binding; carboxy-lyase activity. The record is from RefSeq and is a predicted model, not a curated record. Gene Ontology annotation, biological process: amino acid metabolic process. Lineage: Eukaryota; Fungi; Ascomycota; Eurotiomycetes; Eurotiales; Aspergillaceae. Bases 160 to 2565 code for a protein of 801 amino acids.